Staurois parvus is the source of this 291-nucleotide messenger RNA. Lineage: Eukaryota; Metazoa; Chordata; Amphibia; Anura; Ranidae. The record is from the annotation of a GenBank genome assembly.
CUCAAGGAGCCCCUAGCAACCUCUGGAGGAACCCUCAAGGAACACCUAGCAACCUCAGGAAGAACCCUCAACAAACCCCUUACAACCUCUAGAGGAACCCUCAAGGAACCUCUAGCAACCUCUGGAGGAACCCUCAAGGAACACCUAGCAACCUCAGGAAGAACCCUGAACAAACCCAUUACAACCUCCUUUCAGAAAUUGCUCAAGGAACCCCUAGCAACCUCUGGAGGAACCUCUAGCAACCUCUGGAGGAACCCUCAAGGAACACCUAGCAACCUCAGGAAGAACCCU